Molecule: messenger RNA, 5117 nt
Organism: Anneissia japonica
Lineage: Eukaryota; Metazoa; Echinodermata; Crinoidea; Comatulida; Comatulidae
Product: N-acetylglutamate synthase, mitochondrial-like
Biological process (GO): L-arginine biosynthetic process
Cellular component (GO): mitochondrial matrix
Molecular function (GO): arginine binding; L-glutamate N-acetyltransferase activity, acting on acetyl-CoA as donor
Source: RefSeq, a predicted model, not a curated record
ACUUUAGCUUUAUAAGGAUUUCUACUAUCAACAUCUCCAAUGCAAUUAUUGGCAGUUCGCAAGGCGGGUUUUUGGCAUCGCCGGAUGCAUUGUCUUCUAUUUGUGCAACAGUAAGAAGCAAUGAACGCUAAGCCAGUACUUUAAGUUAUUCAUCAAUUUCAAGCCCACACAAUGUCACAAAUUCUUGCAAAAAUGCCGCAAAUUAUAUGCAAGUGCUUCAAAAUGAUGCCUCUGUCUCCUGCUACUAAUAAUUGUUUUAUCAGAACUUACCUUACUAUAUGCAGACCACAUAAAUAUUUGUUACCAGGAGUAGAUGUGACUAAAGAAAGGACAGUUUUAUUACAGCCAAAGUCUCGAGGUUUUAUUAUAUAUUGGCAACGUUGGAAAAGUGAUUUUCUACAAACACUUCCAAAAAUAAGUCAGGCAAAUUUCGGGUCAAAAAUAAACCAUGAUCUUAGGCGGUUUUUAGAGGAGAUUGGAACGGAUCCAAAGGAGGCCCGCUAUUGGUUGAAGCAGUUUCAAAACAUUGAGCAGAUGCCAUCCAAGAUCUUUGCAGUUGUUCAAGUCCAUCAAGAUAUAUUUCAGCAACCUAAGAUGCUUGAAGCCCUGAGUUCCAAUCUGUCUUUCCUUUUUCGCAAUGACAUGAUCUCACUAAUAGUUCAUGGUGCCACAUUUUCUGAGAAUGUUCAACCUACUCCAGAUGAACUGAGGGCAAGUCGACGGCAAGUUAACCAAGAGACGAUGACAAUGGUGAACUUUCUACACGCAAGUGGAACACCAGCCCAUCCGUUGUUUUCAGGCAGCAACGUCCUAAAAGCCGAUCCGGCCAGUGAUGGCAGCAUGAUGGGGAAAGUUGUAAGCGUCAAUACAGAGCCAUUAGAAUGGUGUUUAGGGAGUGGGCAUAUGCCAGUGAUCAGUUCAGUCGGUGAAACGUCAAGUUCUCAGCUAGUCAGCAUAGAUGUCCAUCAAGCUACCACUGAGAUUGCGAAGGCAGUACAACCGCUGAAGGUGCUAUUCCUGAAUAAUCAUGGCGGAAUUACGAAUAAUAGGGGACACGUGAUUGGUGAAAUUUUGAUUCCUGGUGAUCUUGAGAAGCUGAUGAAGGAAGCUUGGUAUACAAAAGCAAUAGAAAACAAAGUUGAUACUAUGGUAACGCUGCUGGAACAACUUCCAUCAACGUCUAGUGUCGUCAUCACAUCUGCUACUACACUCCUCACAGAGUUAUUUACCCGACAUGGCGCUGGCACGCUAUUCAAGAAGACUGAUCCAAUCCUUGAAAUGACGAAUCUAAAUGAUGUAAAUAUUUCCCGAUUAGGCGAUCUAAUGACAAGGGCUUUUGGUAGGCCUCUAAAGGAUGAGUAUUUGCGGGACAUAUCUUCCAGAUUGAACACCAUCUACAUAUCAGAAAGCUACGAUGCUGCAGCUGUUAUAACCAACGAGGGCGACACAAAUGUUCCUUACUUGGAUAAGUUUGUCAUCAGCACCCAAUCUCAGGGAGAGGGAACAAGUGACAUGCUGUGGGAUGUGAUACGAGCAAAGUUCAAUCAACUCUUCUGGAGGUCUCAACAUUCCAAUAAAAUCAACCCAUGGUAUUUUAAACGAUGUGAAGGGAGUUGGAGUAACAGCAAAUGGACAGUGUUUUGGUACGGUAUCAACGACCCUAAGCUCUCAUAUACUCUGGUUGACUAUGCAGUCAGGUUAAAGACAUCCUUCAUUGAAGCUAAUGAUUCCUCCUCGAUUCUACCACCCAAGAUGGAAUCAAGUUCAAACGUGUGAUUGAUCGACAAAAAAUUGGGCAAUAUUUUCUCUAGUUUUAUUAUUUUUAAUAUUAUUAUUUAGAUAUUCUUUUUUUAUGAAGUCUACAAAAAAUUGGUAAUGGUUAAACUAUAAUUGGUAGUAUUUAUUUAGUCACAAGUUUGGUUUCCCCUUACAUAUUUAUGAAAUGUUUUAUGGUAUUGGUUUUAUGGUAUUUCUUAUGGUUUGAUACUUUUACAUAUUUACACACUAUUCCCAGUCUUUCUUCUAGGAUACCAGCUUUGCCCUCUAAUUUCCAGCAUUUCAUCUGAGUGCCUUAUCCUAAAUGUUCCUUUCUGGACUUGUCUUGGUUUCCAACCUUUUGUCAGUGGAUUCUUCAACUGUGAAAUUCCAAGCCUUCCCCCUAGGUUUCCAGGCUUUGGGUUACUGGCUACUGCUAGAAUUUUAUUAUCAAAGUCCUGAGGCCUUAGGCUUGUGGUUAGUUACUUCCACAGUAGUGUUCCCCUACUGUUUAAUUGAACUUAGUUGUAUUUGGUCAGUGUGUGUGACUGGUGUGUGGCAAGUAAAUGCACUAAAAACAUUUAGCUGUUUAGCUGGAAUUUUUUUCAGUGUUAGCUCAGGUUUAGUUUCAUCAUUUCUUCGUCCAAAUGUUUGUAGAGUAUUUAAUACAUAUUAUUUUUAGUAACACAUUUUUAGUAACUGCUUGCCCUAAACUAGAGACUUGAAUAUUUUUUAAUAUGAAUAUUAUACUGGACCUACUAAUAUAAUUAUAUAUAUAUGGAAUAUAUUUUAGGUAUGUAUUAUAUAAAUACUAUGUAACAUAUAUGACAUGAAAUUGUGGUUUUUUUUCCCAAAUUUUUGAAGUGUAUAUAUUGUACUUAUUCAAGAUUUAUUUUCUAUAGUGUAUGUUUUUUAAAUAGUUUUUACAACAAAGCUGAGAAGUUUUCCUGUUGUGAGUACAAUAACCUGGGGUAAAAAAACUGGCAAUUUUCUUUGAUCGUAAAUCACCCUAUAAAUUUCUAAAAAGUCAAUGUAUAAAUGGUCAAUGAUUUAGAAAAAGUGGAAAAGUUGAAGACAGCAGCUGAAUAAGCUAAGUAUAUUUAUGAUGAGGCUUUGUACUUGAAAAUUGGAGUGGACUUUCAGAGGCCUAGCAUUUCACUCUACGUAGUUACCAUCAUGGAUUAAAUGAACGAUAACACUAAAUUACUAACAAGCACAAAGAACACGAAAUGUUUAUAUUAAAAAGAAGUCUAAGUCUUAAAAAGCUAUUUCAGUGCUUACAUAUACAGUAAUUACUGUAAUUUGCAAGUUCGUAUCUUUGUCUACCGGCGAUAUCCGCUGCGUGGUGCUCCAUUUGUACCUAGCCAGCAGCUCAGGUUAGGCCCCUGAAAGUCCCCCAGUGAGUUGUGAGACGUUGGCGGCAUGGACAUACACCAGUUUUUUUGUCAAAGAAAAUUUUAUAAUCUGGACAGAGGUUUAUGUAGUAUAUAUUUUAUCAUUUGGUAGGCAUUUUAAAAUCAUCCUUUUUAAUUUUACAAUUUUAUGAUUACUUUUAUUAUUAUUCAAGUUGGUUAACAAAUUAUUUCAUUUUUUCAUAAGCUAUAAAAAGUUAAACCAAAACAUUGGUAAAGUUAGAUAUUAAUCAUUUUUUUAAAGAUGUACUGUCUGUCAUGAGCUAAAAAGAUUGAAAAAUUCAAUUCCAUAUUUGAACUCCUUAAUUUGUAUAUUUAAGUAUGUUAUUAAUUUGCAAUUAAGAAUUUUAAUGAGAAAAUUAACGGAUAAUUUAAUAAUACCUAUGCUGUAUUCUGUUGCAUAGAUUCUUAAAUUGGCUGGUAAUCAACUUAAGGAUUUUUGUUGGAUGGCAUAAAGGGUAAAAGGUAGAAAGUAUUUCUGGAACUAUCUUGAAAACAUUGAUGUUGUUGAAAAUCUAUUAUUUACAUUCAGAACAAAGGAAGUUUACAAAAUAUGUAUAAGAACAAUUAAAGUAAUGCUUCCCCUUUAAUGAAAUAAAGUUUUGAUACAUGUGCUAAAGAUACAGUGACUACAAUAAGAUCUGAAGAACCUCAAGCAUAAUACAGUUAUAUUGAAAAUAAACUUUGGUAAUGUUAAAUUGAAUAUUUAAUGAUAUGUGGUAGUACUUAAAACCCCUCAAACAUUUAUUUAAACACUGAAUUGCUCAUUUGAAGACCUCAAGUAAGUUAAUUUCCAAUGCAGCAAAAUUUUAAACAAUAUACACUAGUACCAAAAUCACUAAUAUGUCUAAGAGGUCCAACUGCCCUGGUUUUGUAUGCAGGUAAUGAAACGUUAAAAAUAGUACUACCACAAUAUAGGGGUACCUUUUACAUUCUUUUGAAGGACGCCCUCUAGUUCGUGGUAGUAAUUUCUUUUAGAUAGGAACUGCAUUCAAAGGAAACUCAGUCGGACAUCUUGCAUUCUAUACUCUUUGUUUAUACCAAGAAUGGACGUUCCGUUAAGCUCCUUGGAUAUUGCUGCUGAAGUUCCACAAAAAAAAAAAACAAAAAAAAAAACAGCUUAAAUGUACUCUGUUCUAAUGGUUAGUUGUUAAAUUUGAUUGACACUCAAAAAAAAAAAAUUAUGUAAAUUUAUGGUUUACAUAAUAAUGAAUGUAUACAUGUUAUGUGUUUUACACUGCCAAUUGCAUUGGUAUUUAAUACUUCAAAACCUUGCAAUAUAGAUAUUUUUUGUUGGGUAUGGUGCUAUUACAAGUGUAGAGAAAUAAUCUAAAACAAUAAAUAACCUUUUGACUAGUCUUCCCCAUAAAUAUAUUUGGUAUGAAUGUAUGACAAUGCAUCAAAAUAUAAUAGAGAUUUCACAGCAUAUCAUCAACCUGUCGGCUGUUCCGCUGAAUGGUGCAAAUGGUCUAUACGCUACCUCAUUUUGAACAUACAAAAUUUAUGGAGAAAUAAAAGGAACAAUUAUGUCCUCACUCAGUGUGGCAGUCUGGGGAAAUGUUUCCCAUUGGGCAAGCAUAUACCACAUCAUCGGAUACCACUUGUGGACAUCAGACUAAAAGUAUUAAUUUGCCGAUUGAACAAAAUUUGUCAUUGCCAUUUUCUCUGAGCACAUCCUAAAUGAUAAAAAAAAAAACUUGUUCGACCCCUUGUUGGACCGAAAAGUUAGGCUUCUUUGACACAUCUGAUUUGUGGACCCCACCACUUUUUUGGCCUUAUACAGUAAUACUUACUUUUUGUUAUUUUGUAACAUGCAGCUGAACUUUUCUGUACAGCGUCUGAACAUGUCACUGUAGAACCUCUCUAUUAUUUAUUACAUGGAUAAUGUUCUGAUGGUAAAAGGAGGUUUAUUAACAAACAUCAAUAAAGUUUGGUUUAGCGUUUUAUAUA